UUUCAUUAUCUGUGUUCUGCUCAGGCCAUCCAGGUUCUGCAAGUGAUUUGAAGAUGCAUAAAAAUAGAUUGCAGGAGCUUUGCCACAAGCGAAUGUGGACGUUGCCCGCUUACACAAAUACCCGCGAUGGUCCCGAUCACAAUCCCAUAUUCGGUGCCUCCGUCGUCGUUAAUGGACAAACCUUCGACGCCCCAAACCUCUCCAAAUCUGUCAAAGAGGCUCAAAACAAGGCCGCCGAAGUAGCCCUAGACUACCUUUCCGCCAUUCCCCUCGCCUCCGUUACUCCCGCCCAGGCAGCUGGAGAUGAUCCGCCUCCGGCCGCCAAUGCCCAAUUUUCAUAUAAGAGUCAGCUACAACAUUAUGCACAAAAGAGAAAUAUUGGUGUGCUAAAAUAUGACUCAGUUCGCGAGGGUUCUGCUCAUGCACUUCGAUUUAAGGCAAGGGUUACAAUUAAUGGACAAACAUUUGAGAGUUCACAGUACUUCAGCACGUUAAGAGAAGCUGAACAUUCUGCUGCAAGGGUUGCUUUAACGUCUUUGCCUCUUGAAGAGAAUCGUCAGGAUGAACCAAAUUUUUACAAGAAUCUUUUACAACAAUUGGUUCAGAAAGAAGGUCGAUCUUUGCCAAUAUAUAAUACGCAGUGUGAUGGUGAAUCUCAUAUGCCUGUGUUCACAAGCACUGUAGUAGUAGAUGGUGAAAGUUUCGUAGGAGAUGUUGCAAGGACAAAAAAACAGGCAGAGAUGAAUGCUGCCAAAGUUGCCUUGAAUCAUCUUAAAGGACGAAUUAACGCCCAUUCUAUGGAAGUGACUCGUGGAAAAGCGAAUAAUAACCUGAAACAGCCAAAAAUUCAUACUGCACGACCCUUAUCCAUACUGACUAAGGAAAGGAAUCAGAUUGCUGAAGGAAAUGAUGCUUGCCUGGAAAAAGUAACCAAGCCUGUCACUGGCCUUUCCCUGAAUUACCAAGUAAAUCAUAAUGAUUCUCCUUUUUCUCGUGCAAAUCAAUUGGUAGGCGUCAAUGUGAUAAAUCAACCGUGUCUUACUUCAAUUCCAACCUCAACUCUGAAGAUUAAGGAAGAUCAUCAAGUUAAAGGUGAUACCAAUCUCUUGGAGCAGCAAAAAGAUCUGUCAGUUCCAAUCUCAAAUAUGAAGAUAAAAGAAGAGAGGCAAGCAAAUGGCAAAUUUGAAGAUAAUGAAGUUGUCGUGAAUACAACAUAUCACAAACUUUUGACCAAUACGAGUAUAAUUAUGAAUGAACCUAAUGAUGUCAUCCUUCCCUUUGACUAUGCUGAUAAACUCGACCUCUCUAAUCUGAAGCUGGAUUCUAGUGGAAGUACAGCUAAGAAUAAAACUGCAGUUGUGAAUGUGAAUAAUCGUCAUGAUGAAAUCUUUUCCAACGACCAUGUUGAUCAGAUAAACUUCCCUUUUUCGAAGCUUGAUUUUGAUGGAAAGACCAAACAAGAAGAAAGCAAAGAUGUUUCCACUGAAGAAAGCAAAGAUGCUGAUGUCCUCAAGAUUGCUGAUUCUCCCUCUUUGCUUUGUAACAGAGUUUUGGUGUAUCCUCGCAAACCUGACAUGGUUUUGCCUGCUGGAGCUACCCUAAUGCCAUUUAGUGAUAGUGCAUGGGUAGCUGUGAACUUGGAUUUCUCCGAUCGUGAAGAUAAUCUACCAACUAUUUUAUGAGUCAUUUCUGUGAUACGGGGAUCUCUCAAGCAUUAGGCAAUACACUUUAUUUUGUCCUGCUGGAGCAUGGAGGAAAUUAUUUUUGGAUUUUGGUACUCUUCUCAAACCCAUGGAAACUAGUUAUGUACUGAAUAUUCAUGCUGAUGUAGAACGAACAUGCGAAGAUGAAUUACUUUAAGGAAUUUGCACACUUAA
Dendrobium catenatum is the source of this 1877-nucleotide messenger RNA. RefSeq names its product double-stranded RNA-binding protein 1. The coding region runs from base 54 to 1682 and encodes 542 amino acids. Gene Ontology annotation, molecular function: double-stranded RNA binding. NCBI's taxonomy places the organism in Eukaryota, Viridiplantae, Streptophyta, Magnoliopsida, Asparagales, Orchidaceae. The record is from RefSeq and is a predicted model, not a curated record. The transcript is spliced from 7 exons.